UGAAAAUGCCUCAAUGAAUUUAAACAAUAAUUUAAAGAUCUAUGUAUAAUAUGACUAUUUAAACAAGAAAUCAAAGGAUAUUCCUCAAUUUGAUACAAUAUAUCUGUCUAUCUAAUAAAAUCAAUUCAUACUUUGAACAAGUGAAUUACUAUACAAACAAAAGCUAAUGACAAACCUGAACAUAUAAAUGCAUUAUCAAAUUAUAAAUCCAAUAAAAAGAUGAUACAAAUAAUGAAAGUCAUUUAAGAGAAAAAUAUCUAUUUGAAAAGAGUUGAGUAUUCAAAUAGAUAUAUUAAAACAAAGAACAUACUAUUAAUCUUAAUAUUGGGAAAUUAUUAGAAUAUCAUAAAAUUUAUACAUCAUUAUUUGAAUCAUAGAUGAC
Molecule: messenger RNA, 382 nt
Organism: Paramecium sonneborni
Lineage: Eukaryota; Ciliophora; Oligohymenophorea; Peniculida; Parameciidae
Source: the annotation of a GenBank genome assembly